AUGGGAAGCUCAUCUUCUAAAUUUCGCAAACACCUACAGUCAGGAGAUGAGGUCCAGGCGCUUCAGCUCUACUUCAACAACAGUGAGCUGCGGAAGGCCUUGGAUCCAAAUUGCUCCUAUGGUGAUUCUCAUCAGCAUGAGACACCGUUACAUUUAGCAGCGAAACAUGGAAUGCACAAAUUGCUUCGGUGUGUAAAGUCUCUGCCAUUUUUAUUUUACAUUUCUCUUAUAGCAAGUGAAAAAUAUAAAAUGGUGUGUAAGUUAAUAAUUUUUAAAAAUAAUAGUUUAAACUGAGCGAGUCUCUAAAAUCUGUACAUUUGUUCUUCUCCAUUAUCAAUAAACUGUUUUGUUUUUCAGGAUAUUUCUCAGUUCUAAAGGUGGCAAUCCAAAUAAGACAAAUGCCAAGAAAGAAACAUGCCUCCACUGUGUGUGCAUGGAGGCAAACUUCCAGUCAAUUCAUGUCUGCAAGCGGCGGGCGGAAUGCUUAAAUGAGCUUUUGAGGUGGCGAGGUGCAAUGUUGUCAGAAGGGCAGGUUGAAAAAAUCGAUUUGGGUGCUAAAGAUGAGGUAACCCAUGAAAACUUUUGAUGUGUAUUUUUUUUAAUGUCAUUGACUCAUCAUUUUAGGGCACUAUAUAAUUUGUGCGUGCAUUUACAUCAAAACUGAAUUAACAUUUGAAAAUAUUGUUAUAACAUUAUAACGACAUCUCUGUUUUUUGACACCAGAAAUUAAACACAGCAUUGCAUUAUGCAGCGGCAUCAGGUCUGGAGCAGUGUGUUGACGUAAGCACAAAAUAAUUUAUAAUUUUGAUAAACAACUCAAUAUCAUAAUCAUUAUAUUAGAAUUAUUUUGUAUUUAAGAAAGUUGUUCAAUUGUGUUUUAAACAACAAAAAAAAAAAACAUUCACUCAAAUUGAAAAGAAAUUAUUUGAAGAAAAUUUUUUACAUUUCUUUGAGUUUAUUUGUGCAGACACUUAUCCAGCAUGGAGCUCCCUUGUUUGUGGAAAAUGAAGAAAACCUGACACCAUGUGAUACUGCUGAGAGAAAUGGACAUGCCAGGAUAGCUUUGUUACUGGAAUCUAAAAUGGUGUUUUCUGUGAGUAAGAAUUAAGAUCCUUACAAAAAGGAUUGAUUUUUGGCAUAAGGUUGCAAUAUUUUCUUUAAGUCACAUGCAGAGAGCAGCGUGUUAAGUUUAAGAUUAAGAGAAGUCAGCAUUUUGAAUUGACUUAAAAUAUUUGUUCAAAUUUCAAGUUUAAAAAAAAUUUUUUUUUUAAAAUCAUUGCAGAACAGCAGAUUUAAUAAUAGCAGUGUAGAUACCUUUCCAGAAAUCGUUAUGGCACAGAUAGUCAAACUCAAGAGAGAUAUAAAACAAGUCUAGCCAUUAAUCUAUGGUUUAUGUAAUUUUUUAAAGUUUAGUUGUCUUAGAUCUUGCUUAUGACACCACUGAUUUUUAUAGCUUAAAGAGAUAAACUUUAAUAAAAGUGUUUUGUCAUCAUAAUAGUUUCAUCUUUAAAAUAUGUUAUAUUCCUUUUUUUUUUUCUUUCUUCCACAAGAAUGAUGAAGAAACACUUGAGGACAUAGAUGGAGUCUCGCCUGUAGAUGUGAGUUGGUGAAUCUGGGUUAAACUUCUUUCAGUUGGUGUAUCUGGGUUCAACUGUGUUCCGUUGGUAGAACUAGGUUAAACUGCUUUCAUUUUCGGUAGUGUAUCUGAGUUCAACUGCUUUCAUUUGGUGUAUCUGAGUUCAACUGCUUUCAGUUGGUGUAUCUGGGUUAAACUGCUUUCAUUUGGUGUAUCUGGGUUAAACUGCUUUUAGUUGAUGUAUCUUGGUUAAACAGCUUUCAUUUGGUGUAAUAAUAAUUAUAAUAAUAAUAAGGGGUCUUAUAUAGCGCUGUACCCCAGCCUAGGGCUGGGUUCACCACGCUGUACAUAAAAUUUUUAUCAAAAGAGACAUAAUCAUGACAUUAAAAUAAAUACAUUUAUAAAAUAAAGAACAGCACAAAAAAAAAUGUAUAUGCACCCACCCCAACACAUAACUUGUACAAGGCAAACCAUAGAUGUCAGCCAGCAAGAACGUUUAUCGGUCAGAGGAGGGGAAUCCCUCAGGGUAGUAUAAUUUAAAAAGAUGUGUUUUGAGUGCAGUUUUGAAGGCCUGAGUUAAACUGCUUUCAGUUGGUGUAUCUGGGUUAAACUGCUUUCAUUUGGUGUAUCUGGGUUAAAAUGCUUUCAGUUGGUGUAUCUGGGUUAAACUGCUUUCAUUUUGGUGUAUCUGGGUUAAACUGCUUUCAGUUGGUGUAUCUGGGUUAAACUGCUUUCAUUUGGUGUAUCUGGGUUAAAAAUGCUUUCAUUUGGUGUAUCUGGGUUAAAAUGCUUUCAUUUGGUGUAUCUGGGUUAAAAAUGCUUUCAUUUGGUGUAUCUGGGUUAAAAUGCUUUCAUUUGGUGUAUCUGGGUUAAACUGCUUUCAUUUGGUGUAUCUGGGUUAAACUGCUUUCAUUUGGUGUAUCUGGGUUAAACUGCUUUCAUUUGGUGUAUCUGGGUUAAACUGCUUUCAUUUGGUGUAUCUGGGUUAAACUGCUUUCAUUUGGUGUAUCUGGGUUAAACUGCUUUCAUUUGGUGUAUCUGGGUUAAAAAUGCUUUCAUUUGGUGUAUCUGGGUUAAAAUGCUUUCAUUUGGUGUAUCUGGGUUAAACUGCUUUCAUUUGGUGUAUCUGGGUUAAACUGCUUUCAUUUGGUGUAUCUGGGUUAAACUGCUUUCAGUUGGUGUAUCUGGGUUAAACUGCUUUCAUUUGGUGUAUCUGGGUUAAACUGCUUGCAAUCUUUGUUACAGUACAUAAAAAUAAAUUAUGAAACAUUGCUUGCUGCACCUAAUUCUUGUGUGGGUCUGACUUUAAUAAUCUGUUUUGACAAGCAACUUCAGAUUUUUUUCUAAAUGAUUGAUUUUUUUUUUAUUAAUGUUUCCUCAUAAAAUUUCAUCCAGUUAAAUGUUUUUUGUUGUUCAAUGUAGGAAUAUUCGGGCCUCAGACCCCAAGACCUCCAGGAAGCCAAAGACCAGUUGCUUGUAGAAACUGCAGAUAUGUUGAGUGUUCCACUGUUUACUGCUGAAGCCUUGCUAAGGAAUCAUGGUUAUUGACAUUAUUCAACUUCACUUGAUAGAAAAAGGCAUAUUUGAAAGCUAUUUAAUCUUUUAACCUAAUGUUGUCAACAAUACUAUCACAUAUUUAUCUUUAUUGAUCCAUUUAAUUUUUUUUAAAAGGGGCACUUCAAAAAUAUUUUAAAUGUGUGUGCUUAGACACAAACGAGUACUAGGGUGUGUACUAUAGCACAAGUGAAAUACCAGCUUGAUCUGCCACUAUAUCCUUGAAGAAGGUGUGUGGAUCCUUCAGUCACUAUAAUGAACACAAAAUUUAACUGUCGCCCACAGAAUGGUCAAGAGAGACCCUCCUUGAAGCCUGGAUGACGGAUGCUGUGGCCUGCUGUGAGAAGUGUGGCGUGACCCCGCCAGUCUCUCUCUUCAGCGAACAACCCCAUGUCCAGGAGGAUCUAGCGAGCCCCUUGCCUUCCCCUCUGCACUCCGCACCUGUUCCUCUAGAUGCUGAGGUAAAAAGAGAUUAAAAACUUGGCGGGAGUAUUUAAAUAUACAGAGGGACUCAAUUUACUGGUGUGAAAUUAAACUUGAACUAAAUAAAAAAUGUAGAUAGUUUUAAAUAAAAUACAAUAGCAUUCAUUGUGGAAAGAUCAGAAUGGUAGUAGUAGAUAUAAAGUGAAGAUUUGUGUGAACACAGAAGUGUGACUGAUUGUUUGUAUCCUCAGUGUCACAUCUGUGCCAACACAUUCCUUAUUGCUGAUGAACCCGUCCACAUGUCCUGCACGCACCUGUUCUGUAAGGACUGCUGGGAGAAGUGAGUUCCCUAAAGUAUUUAGAAAAGACUUUUCAUUGAAUUAGAUUGCCUUUAUCCCAGGGAAAACACUGAUAUUUGAGGAGCCACCUUCACUUCUCUGAUUUCGUCCAAAUUGAGUUGAAUCUACAUCCCUGACAAUAAGCAUUGCUGUUUAGGCACCAUCUAUAUAGCUAGUGAAUAAGAAAAAUAAUUUUAUAAAACCCCCCCCCCCCCCCUCUGAAAUCAUAUCUCCUCAUGUAUUAGCAUAAUCAAUCAGAUUCAUUUUGAUAUCUUUAAAUAAUAACAAGGCCAGUAAGAAAAUUAUUACGAAUUGUGUAUUUUUAUACAUCAAAACGAUGACCCAAACCAUGAAUCUACAAAUCAAGGUCAAUUGAACCAUAAAACUUCUGACGAUUGACAUAUUCAUGGUGUUGCAAAAAUUUCAUGAGUCAAAGACGGACUUUUCUAACUUUGAUUAAUUUUCAUUGUGACUAAGUCAAUGAAUUUCCUAGCGAAUAAGUUUCCAUGUUGAAGUUCUGCCUGUCUGUGAAGUGUCCAUGCUGAUAAAUGUUUCUGCCGAGGAAUUGUUUUUGAUGAAGUGUCUGUCAAUGAACUGUCAUAUAACUAACCGUACCACCCCCACACCCCCCGACUCCUCCUCAGUGGACAGAAGAAGAAGGGACCUGAUGUUUGUCUCUGUUCUCCAGGCUAGUCUUCAAUAUUUGUUUUGAUUUUGCAGAUACUUGAAUGUCAAGAUCCAAGAAGGUGACGCUCACCACAUCACCUGUGCGGCCUACGAUUGUACUAUGCUAGUACCUGUCGACAUCAUCGAACGCAUCGUGUCACGAGACAUGGCGCUGAGAUAUCUACAGUUUGACAUAAAGGUACACAUUUAGCCCUCCCUCUGGCUGGCCAGUCGAAGAAUUACUUGGAGCUCUUGAUGUAGUUGUUAAAUAUAAGGGUGCACGGCUGUCGUUUAAUGGAGGGGCCAGUGGUUGACAAUGUCAUGGCUGAACACUGUUCACGGCUGAUAAUGUUGCAGCUCUUUGCUUGGCGUAAACAAAAGAAAUAUGAAAAAAUGCUUUCUCUCCAUACAAGAGGUGUUCUUUAAAGAAUUGAAUAGUGGGUCAAUGUCGAAUGCAAAUUUAAAAAAAAAAAAAAGGAUGAAAUUUGAAUGUUAUUUUAGCACAAUAUUGAAAAAAAAAUUACCACCCAACUUUAAAAAGUUUGCUCGGAUACAGAACUGCACUCAAUUCUUAAUAACUAACUUUGACAGCACAUCACUAGCACUGCCAUCCACAGUACAUCACUAGCACUGCCAUGCCACAGUACAUCACUAGCCUAGCACUGUCAUGCCACAGUACAUCACUAGCCUAGCACUGCCAUGCCACAGUACAUCACUAGCCUAGCACUGCCAUGCCACAGUACAUCACUAGCCUAGCACUGCCAUGCCACAGUACAUCACUAGCCUAGCACUGCCAUGCCACAGUAGAUCACUAGCCUAGCACUGCCAUGCCACAGUACAUCACUAGCCUAGCACUGCCAUGCCACAGUACAUCACUAGCCUAGCACUGCCAUGCCACAGUACAUCACUAGCACUGCCAUGCCACAGUAGAUCACUAGCCUAGCACUGCCAUGCCGUUAUUGUGUUUCUAAAACAUCCCACCACUCUCACCCCGCAGUGCUGUUUGAAAUGGUUGUUGACCUUUGUGUCUCACACAAUCUGAUCCAUUAAAUGUAUAAAAUAAUGCAGGCUCGAGAUCUCUAGUAACACCGAUGCCAUGCCAGUUGUCCAGUUAGUGAUCCGAACCACCAAACACUGAAUGGUCAAUGUUUGUCUCCUUUUCAGGCGUUUGUGGACAGCAACCCAGACAUGAAGUGGUGUCCCUUCGCUGGCUGCGGCCGGGCUGUCAAGUUGCCCGACCUUGAACUCGGGUUCAUCCACGGUAACAAACGCAAUAAGAUUCCGUCUGACACUUCCAGAGGGGUGGACUGUGGAGUAGGUCAUUAUUUUUGUUGGUAAGUCUAACAAUGGUUGUAAAUUUCUGCUGUUUCAGCAUGUAUAUUACUGUCAUCACCUCUCUCUUCAUAUCACACCUUUUGUGAUUAUUCGCCUUGAAAAAAUAAAACUUUAAAUUCAAUUAAUCUUUUAAAAACUCUGUUAGUACAUUAAUUGAAUGAAGGAAGAUAAAGUUUAUUUCGGAUAGGUCUGAUAUCCGACGGGCAUCAAAAUUAAAAAUCAUCAACAAGCCAGGCUGCGUGUGGCCAGAAGGCUAGCCAUCCUGGCACUAGAUUUUACAGUAAUAAAAUGUUGCAUCUUGAGGCUUUGUUUUUUCAUGUCACAUUUUAAUUGACCUUUCUUGAAUAUUUUCCGUCAAUGGGUGUUGUGCUUAAACUGUCUCUUAAUGAAUGCUGUCUCCAGGGAAUGUUUAGAGGAGUCCCACGAACCUUGCAGCUGUGAUAACUGGAGUAAAUGGCAUCAGAGGAUAAGCCAGAUCAGGCCAGAAACAUGUACGUGUAAGUCAUUACAUUAUUUACAUCCUGGUACCUGCCAGGGAUUCUCCUUACAUUGGCCCUGUGACUUGUACAUUCUGCUGGUCCCCAUUUAUCUCAUCCCCACUUUUUUCUUGACCAACACUCUCCUCUCUCUCUCCUCCUCAACUCUCUCUCUCCCUCCCUCUUCUCCCCCCCCCCCCCCCCCCAUAUUAUAUUAAAUCAAAAAGACCUCCUCUACAAAUAAAAAAUAAUAUCACAAGAUUUAAGUUUUGAUGAUCAGUGAAUGACUGUUACUGCUUGCUAUUAGUUUAAUGAUGUAUACACUGCAGCCACUAUUUCCACUGCUGAGAUUUUUCAAAAAGAUUUAAGUUUUGAUGAUCAGUGAAUGACUGUUACUGCUUGCUAUUAGUUUAAUGAUGUAUACACUGCAGCCACUAUUUCCACUGCUGAGAUUUUUCAAAAAGAUUUAAGUUUUGAUGAUCAGUGAAUGACUGUUACUGCUUGCUAUUAGUUUAAUGAUGUAUACACUGCAGCCACUAUUUCCACUGCUGAGAUUUUUCAAAAAGAUUUAAGUUUUGAUGAUCAGUGAAUGACUGUUACUGCUUGCUAUUAGUUUAAUGAUGUAUACACUGCAGCCACUAUUUCCACUGCUGAGAUUUUUCAAAAAGAUUUAAGUUUUGAUGAUCAGUGAAUGACUGUUACUGCUUGCUAUUAGUUUAAUGAUGUAUACACUGCAGCCACUAUUUCCACUGCUGAGAUUUUUCAAAAAGAUUUAAGUUUUGAUGAUCAGUGAAUGACUGUUACUGCUUGCUAUUAGUUUAAUGAUGUAUACACUGCAGCCACUAUUUCCACUGCUGAGAUUUUUCAAAAAGAUUUAAGUUUUGAUGAUCAGUGAAUGACUGUUACUGCUUGCUAUUAGUUUAAUGAUGUAUACACUGCAGCCACUAUUUCCACUGCUGAGAUUUUUUUUUCUAAAAACUCUUAUCCCCCCCCCCCCCCCUUUCCCACCUUUUAGUGGACGGAACAGAACAAGAGACAGAGCUGGCGGCCAACUGCCUGUGGCUGGUGACCAAUUCCAAACCCUGCCCCAGCUGUAAGUCACCCAUACAGAAGAAUGAAGGAUGCAACCACAUGAAGUGCAGCAAGGUCAGUCACACUCAGUAUUUUGUCUUAGUUCUUGGGUGCAGCAAUGUCAGUCACACUCAGUGUUUUGUCUUAGUUCUUGGGUGCAGCAAGGUCAGUCACACUCAGUGUUUUGUCUUAGUUCUUGGGUGUAGCAAGGUCAGUCACACUCAAUGUUUUGUCUUAGUUCUUGGGUGCAGCAAGGUCAGUCACACUCAGUGUUUUGUCUUAGUUCUUGGGUGUAGCAAGGUCAGUCACACUCAAUGUUUUGUCUUAGUUCUUGGUUGUAGCAAGGUCAGUCACACUCAGUGUUUUGUCUUAGUUCUUGGGUGUAGCAAGGUCAGUCACACUCAGUGUUUUGUCUUAGUUCUUGGGUGCAGCAAGGUCAGUCACACUCAGUGUUUUGUCUUAGUUCUUGGGUGUAGCAAGGUCAGUCACACUCAGUGUUUUAUCUUACUUCUUGGGUGCAGCAAUGUCAGUCACACUCAGUGUUUUGUCUUACUUCUUGGGUGCAGCAAUGUCAGUCACACUCAGUGUUUUGUUUUACUUCUUGGGUGCAGCAAGGUCAGUCACACUCAAUGUUUUAUCUUACUUCUUGGGUGUAGCAAGGUCAGUCACACUCAAUGUUUUGUCUUACUUCUUGGGUGCAGCAAUGUCAGUCACACUCAGUGUUUUGUCUUAGUUCUUGGGUGCAGCAAGGUCAGUCACACUCAGUGUUUUGUCUUACUUCUUGGGUGCAGCAAUGUCAGUCACACUCAAUGUUUUAUCUUACUUCUUGGGUGCAGCAAGGUCAGUCACACUCAAUGUUUUGUCUUACUUCUUGGGUGUAGCAAGGUCAGUCACACUCAGUGUUUUGUCUUACUUCUUGGGUGUAGCAAUGUCAGUCACACUCAGUGUUUUGUCUUACUUCUUGGGUGUAGCAAGGUCAGUCACACUCAGUGUUUUGUCUUAGUUCUUGGGUGUAGCAAUGUCAGUCACACUCAGUGUUUUGUCUUAGUUCUUGGGUGCAGCAAGGUCAGUCACACUCAGUGUUUUGUCUUACUUCUUGGGUGCAGCAAUGUCAGUCACACUCAAUGUUUUAUCUUACUUCUUGGGUGCAGCAAGGUCAGUCACACUCAAUGUUUUGUCUUACUUCUUGGGUGUAGCAAGGUCAGUCACACUCAAUGUUUUGUCUUACUUCUUGGGUGCAGCAAGGUCAGUCACACUCAAUGUUUUGUCUUACUUCUUGGGUGCAGCAAUGUCAGUCACACUCAGUGUUUUAUCUUACUUCUUGGGUGCAGCAAUGUCAGUCACACUCAGUGUUUUAUCUUACUUCUUGGGUGCAGCAAGGUCAGUCACACUCAGUGUUUUAUCUUACUUCUUGGGUGCAGCAAUGUCAGUCACACUCAAUGUUUUAUCUUACUUCUUGGGUGCAGCAAUGUCAGUCACACUCAGUGUUUUGUCUUACUUCUUGGGUGCAGCAAUGUCAGUCACACUCAGUGUUUUAUCUUACUUCUUGGGUGCAGCAAGGUCAGUCACACUCAAUGUUUUAUCUUACUUCUUGGGUGCAGCAAGGUCAGUCACACUCAGUGUUUUAUCUUACUUCUUGGGUGCAGCAAGGUCAGUCACACUCAGUGUUUUAUCUUACUUCUUGGGUGUAGCAAGGUCAGUCACACUCAAUGUUUUAUCUUACUUCUGGGAUGAAGAUUCACACUUCUUGUUUACUCUGACGGUUUCUAUCUUUUUAAUCUGAUGACUGCUGGCUGGGUAAUUGACUUUGUCCAAUAGACAAGGGGUUGUCUGUAAAAUAUGCAUUUUUUCCACCUCCUCUCCACUUAUCCAACAAUUUACAAUGUGAAAUUUCAGGAAGUAUUACUGUUAUAAAGAGCAAAUUUUAACUUGAUUUGAACUUCUAUAUCAGUAUCGUAUGGGAUUAUCCAUUCAUCAUCUACACACUGCUGGGAGGGGUGUUGUUGAUUUUGGAGAUUAUGCGAACUGAUGUCAGGGGGGUGGGAAGGUCUGCAGAAAGUUAACUCAUUUCAUUCUUUAUCCUGAAAUUCAGACACUCUCUAAUAUAUCUAAUAAAGCCAACUGUCAUUUGAAAUUCUUAAAAAAACAUGAUAUUUAAAAGAAAUCCCUGCACUGUUUUACAUUUUUCGUCAUACUGUUGCAUUGUGUUCACACUUGUUAGUUAUCACAACAGUAAAUGUUUUUUGUAUGUGAUUCUGUGAUGUAAUUUCUAUUUAAAAAACACAAAUUUUAACACCCUUACCGCAAUGGUUCCCAAGCUUUUUAUUACCCCAUGCCCUAACUGAUUACCUAAAAUACUUUGAUGCCCCCCCACCCCACAAAUUUUUUUGGAAGGAAAAAAAAAGCAGUCUUAAUGCUGCCUUAGGGAAUAAAGAAUUUCAAUUUUGCUGCAUUUAAGCCUUAAGAUUCACAAUUGUAAAACAAAACUAACAAAAAUAAGUGAAAUAUGUUUAUAUUGCAUUCUAUGAGAAACAAUAAAGAGGACUAACAUUUAAAAAAUCAUGAUUCCCCCCCCCCCCCCUUUUUUUUUUUUCCCCUCCCUUUUUUUUUUUAAAAAAAUAAUUUCAUCAUAUCCUGGACCAAUAUUUUAGCUUGCCACUAUAACGUGGGUGGCUAAAAUAUUGGCCCAGAAAAUACCGUCCCUCCAAAAAGGAAAAAGUGUGCCCAGGGCUGUCAGCUUCUGCAUACCCUACCCCCACCCUUUUCUUUCUGUGUGCCUAUGCCCCUGUCCAGUAAACCAUUAAAUAUCUUACUUCAAUCUGAAAAGGGGGGGGGGGGAUAUACACCACAGUCAGGAAACUCUGGGAUACCUUGACUUGACUUUUACUUAAUUGUUUUUAAGUCAAAUGGUUUAUUAAUAUUAGUGGAAAAAAAUAUUCUGGGGGUGAGGAAAGGGGGGGUCAAGUAUUUUACCAUAUAAAUCAUUUGAUUAAAGUCAACCAGAGAAAAAACUUGCAAUUUUUACAUUUGUUGAUGAAUAGCAACCAAAUAUUUAGAAUGAUCUCCCAUAUAAAGUUCCUUUAAAAUUCUUGGUGGUUUAUGAUUAUAAUUUUUUUUCAAAUAGAGCAAUGCCCGCUGUGGGCCUAAGGCAGUGUUUAACAAAAAAUGCUAGCUUGCAUAUGUCCGCAAGAUCUUUAUCCUCCCCAACCCAUGUUAAAAACUUUUGUCCGCUUUUUAUCAAACCCUCUCUCUGCGUCUCUGGGGAUGUCAUUUAUGGACCACCUUCAACUGGCCUUGUUUAGUGAGUUACUGGCCUUGUUUACUGAGUAUUUGUCUUGUCUACUGAGUAAUUGGCCCCUUUUACUGGGUAAUUUGUCUUGUCCACUGGGUAAUUGGCCUCCUUGACCACUGGGUAACUGGCCUUGUCUAGUUGGCAACUAUGCUUUGCAGAAAAAAGCCUUUAAAAAAUACCACUUCUACAAUCAAUGGAAUUAUUCAAGUUAUUUUAAAAUUUGAUGGCAUGUUAAACUAACUUGGGUAAUUGUUAGGGCCAUAUAACUGAUGAAGUGACACAGCUUUAUUCUUCUAUGCCCACAUUAGAUUUUCAAACACAAUACACAAAGGACUUUUCAAUGUUGAGAGCAGGGCUCUUCAUACACAAUUGUGGGAUAAGAAUACUCAAUAACAACUAGUUUUACUGCCAUAUUAUCCAAUAAAAUGUUUGACUAACCUUUGACCUUAGUCUAAGACUUUUCAAUUAUAUCAGUUUGUAUGUUACAGAAUUUUUUUUACCUCCAUUUUCUUAAAAUUGGUUGACGUUGAAGACGUGUCAUUGUAUUUCUGUCCCCAGUGUAAAUAUGACUUUUGUUGGGUUUGUCUUGAACAAUGGAAACGUCACAACAGCUCCACUGGUGGCUACUUCAAGUGCAACCGCUUUGAGGUGCUCAAGAAGGUUGAAGAGCAAAGUGCCCAGCUAGUUAGUGAGGUGAGAAUAGCAGAGUGCCCUGCUAGUUAGUGAGGUGAGAAUAGCAAAGUGCCCAGCUAGUUAGUGAGGUGAGAAUAGCAAAGUGGCUGGCUAGUUAGUGAGGUGAGAAUAGCAAAGUGGCCAGCUAGUUAGUGAGGUGAGAAUAGCAAAGUGCCUGGCUAGUUAGUGAGGUGAGAAUAGCAAAGUGGCUGGCUAGUUAGUGAGGUGAGAAUAGCAAAGUGGCUGGCUAGUUAGUGAGGUGAGAAUAGCAAAGUGGCUGGCUAGUUAGUGAGGUGAGAAUAGCAAAGUGGCUGGCUAGUUAGUGAGGUGAGAAUAGCAAAGUGCCUGGCUAGUUAGUGAGGUGAGAAUAGCAAAGUGCCCAGCUAGUUAGUGAGGUGAGAAUAGCAAAGUGCCCAGCUAGUUAGUGAGGUGAGAAUAGCAAAGUGCCCGGCUAGUUAGUGAGGUGAGAAUAGCAAAGUGCCUGGCUAGUUAGUGAGGUGAGAAUAGCAAAGUGCCUGGCUAGUUAGUCAGGUGAGAAUAGCAAAGUGCCCGGCUAGUUAGUGAGGUGAGAAUAGCAAAGUGCCCGGCUAGUUAGUGAGGUGAGAAUAGCAAAGUGCCUGGCUAGUUAGUGAGGUGAGAAUAGCAAAGUGCCUGGCUAGUUAGUGAGGUGAGAAUAGCAAAGUGGCUGGCUAGUUAGUGAGGUGGGAUUUGAUUUUUUUUUCUUCCAGAAGAUGUGGUUUAAACAAAAAGCAGUCAAUACUUGUCAUGUGCAUGAGUAAAUAUAUAUUGAUAUGACUGAUUAGGCAUAAAUUCAUGAAUGAUGAGUGGGGGAAAAAUCAGCAGCAAGGAAAUAAAUUGCACAAUCUAGUAGGAGUUGAAUAUUUUUGUCUUUGUGAACUGUUGUAGUAGCUGAUGUUACAACACAAGUUUGUAGUGACUGAUUUGAAUGAUUUCAUCCCUGUCAGGCUGAGACAAAGAACAAGAGCAUGCAAGAGCUGAGCAGAUUUGUUCACUACUACACAAGGUUCAAGAACCAUGAAAACAGCUAUAAGGUAGGUCCUCUGCUGGGUUCAUACGACUACAGUUUUUUGUGUGCAGACAGCUACUAUUUAACCCCAUUGCAAGUUUUGUUUCAGUCUUCAGACUUUGAUGGGGGAUUGUUUUUUUUACUCUGGGUUUACAUCCCCCAAAAAUAGCUGUCUUACUUGGCUGGUCAGUCCAUUCUUGUUGGCUGGUCAGUCCAUUCUUGUUGGCUGGUCAGUCAAUUCUUGUUGGCUGGUCAGUCCAUUCUUGUUGGCUGAUCAGUCCAUUCUUGUUGGCUGGUCAGUCCAUUCUUGUUGGCUGGUCAGUCCAUUCUUGUUGGCUGGUCAGUCCAUUCUUGUUGGCUGGUCAGUCCAUUCUUGUUGGCUGGUCAGUCCAUUCUUGUUGGCUGGUCAGUCCAUUCUUGUUGGCUGGUCAGUCCAUCAUUCUUGGCUGGUCAGUCCAUCAUUCUUGGCUGGUCAGUCCAUUCUUCUUGGCUGGUGUGUCCAUUCUUCUUGGCUGGUGUGUCCAUUCUUCUUGGCUGUUUAUAUGUGUUAAAAAACAGGCUAAAAAGUCUAGGGAAUGUGCAGUAUUGGGCAUCAUACCCUCCCUCCCUCUGAUGAUGGCCUUUGUCUGGUCACAACCCCCCCCCCCUCCCCCCUGAUGUUGACCUUUCUUGGGUCAUACCAAAAUGAUGUUUGGGUCAUGUCUGGUAAUACCCAUAUGAUAGUGGCCCAUCUCUAGUAAAAAAAAACACAUAAUGGUGGCCCUUGUCUGGUCAUAACCAACUGAUGGUGGCACUCAUCCGGUAUACCCACAUUAAGGUGGCCCUUGUCUGGUCAUAACCAACUGAUGGUGGCCCUCGUCCGGUAUACCCACAUGAAGGUGGCCCUUAUCUGGUCAUAACCAACUGAUGGUGGCCCUCAUCCGGUAUACUCACAUGAAGGUGGCCCUUGUCUGGUCAUAACCAACUGAUAAUGGCCCUCGUCCGGUAUACCCACAUGAAGGUGGCCCUUGUCUGGUCAUAACCAACUGAUGGUGGCCCUUGUCCGGUAUACCCACAUGAAGGUGACCCUUGUCCGGUAUACCCACAUGAAGGUGGCCUUUGUCCGGUAUAUCCACAUGAAGGUGACCCUCGUCCGGUAUACCCACAUGAAGGUUGCCCUCGUCCGGUAUACCCACAUGAAGGUGGCCCUCUUCCGGUAUACCCACAUGAAGGUGGCCCUUAUCUGGACAUAAUUACCACUUGAAUGUUCAUAUACUUACUACAUUUUGAGUUAUUGUUUUUUAAAACACUUGAUGAUAUGUCCAUUGAUUAUUCUGCUCACACAUGUUAUAUUUGACCAGCUUGAAGAACCUUUACUGAAAACGGCCAAGGAUAAGAUGAUGAAACUGGCUGAGGCUGUUACUGACAGUGGUAGGUACAAUGUUAGAUCUUCUACUAGCUUGAUUCUCAUAGGAGGAUAUAUCAACUUAAUCGCCACAAACCUACUGCACCAAAGUGGCAAGGUGUCCAGUUGAAAGGCACUAAGUUAAGCCUCCCCUCAGAUUUGGAAAAAAGUACCACCAAGAAGUGGUCAAGUAGAAAACCCUUUGGCACAAGGGGGAGAGCCCACUUCAACCUGCCCUGGUCCUCAGCAUGUGUCUUGAGACAUCACAUUGACUGAUAAACUCAUCUGGUUUCUUUAUGCGUCAUACCAUUAAUUUUUUCUCAUGCCAAAUUAUUUUUUGUGGCGUAUGACAACCAUCUAAGAGAAAUUAGCUACAGACAAAAGGAGUGCUGCCCCUGAUCUUGACAAAACACAGAAUGAGAACUCCAUUCAAACAAAAAGCCAAGACUCUGUUCACAAUUACAACACACACUCAAGAACUCAACAGUUAUUCAUACAGCACAAUUAUUUAACAAAAGUCUUGCUAUAGACUAAUUUUAAGGUACAAUGAAAAACUCAAAAAAGGAUCAUUCAAGACUGCAAAAAAAUAUUUGUGAUGAAUGAAAAAAAACAAUUUCCAUUUCUUUGGAUCAAUAACAGUAUCUUAUCUUAAGUGACUUUUAAUGACAUGAUGAUGUGAGAUAAAGGGGACUUGAAGGAAUGAGCCAAGUAAGUCGUAUUGGAUAGACAUGAAAAAUGUGCUAAGUAGGUCAUAUUGGAUGGGACAUUUUUGGGACAUGUAAGGUUAAAUGUGUGCUGUUUAUGUCAUAAAUUACUUUUUUUUUGUUUGUUAUUGCAACAAGUUAAAAGAAUAUUUAAGAUUAUUGCACUGAAACUUUAGUGAAUAGAGAGCAAUUUUGUACUUGUAACAUUUAUCUAGUAACCAUUUAAAAUUGACUUGCAUAUUUUACACAUGAACAUUUCUGUUGACUGUGAGGUGUGCCAGAGGAAAUGUCACAUCAAAAUGACAGUUAUAGUUAAGGAGCACCCUUCAUUAAGUAUCAGAAUGGAGAUCCCACUUCCUCUGUCUGACUCAAAGAAGUAUGAUGUGAAUAUUAAUCAAGUUGUAUUUAUUUAUCUCUGGAAUUCUCUUAAAUAAAACCUCAGGUCCUUAAUUUUUUCCCCUCUAUUUCCAGCCACCGCACAGACAGAGACCAAAUUUGUUGAAGAUGCCGUCAAUCAGUUGCUGAAGGCCAGGCGGGUCCUGAAAUGUUCCUAUGUUUAUGGGUUCUACCUGGAUGGACCCGGGUACAAGAAAAUUGUUUUUGAGUUUAUGCAGGUUGGUAACUUUGGGACUGGUACAAAAACAGAAUUUGGGCCAAUUUCUAAGAUACUUUAAUUUAUGCAAAAAUGUGAUUGACUUUUUUUUUCUUUGGAGAAAUCUCUUCUUGUUAUAUCCAAUAAUAUUAAUAAGCAAAUAAAACUCUGCUUACGUGUGUAAAAUGUAUUGUCAAACAUGCUUGUAGUUAAGUUCCAAUCAUCUGCAUUAUCAUAACAGACAUUAUCAGAACAGACAUUAUCAUAACAGACAUUAUCAUAACGGACAUUAUCAGAACAGACAUUAACAUAACAGACAUUAUCAUGACAGACAUGAUGACAGACAUUAUCAUGACAGACAUUAUCAUAACAGACAUUAUCAUAACAGACAUUAUCAUAACAGACAGACAAGGCGUUGAGAAGUUUGGCUGGCAAAGUUUGGAUUAAAAAGUUUUAGUAAUAAACAGAUCCACAUCUUUUAUUCAUUGCCCUCCUAAGAUGCUCACUUUAUUUCAGCACAUCUUUUAUUCAUUGCUGUCCUAAGAUGCUCACUUUAUUUCAGCACAUCUUUUAUUCAUUGCUGCCCUAAGAUGCUCACUUUAUUUCAGCACAUCUUUUAUUCAUUGCUGCCCUAAGAUGCUCACUUUAUUUCAGCACAUCUUUUAUUCAUUGCUGUCCUAAGAUGCUCACUUUAUUUCAGCACAUCUUUUAUUCAUUGCUGUCCUAAGAUGCUCACUUUAUUUCAGCACAUCUUUUAUUCAUUGCUGUCCUAAGAUGCUCACUUUAUUUCAGCACAUCUUUUAUUCAUUGCUGUCCUAAGAUGCUCACUUUAUUUCAGCACAUCUUUUAUUCAUUGCUGUCCUAAGAUGCUCACUUUAUUUCAGCACAUCUUUUAUUCAUUGCUGUCCUAAGAUGCUCACUUUAUUUCAGCACAUCUUUUAUUCAUUGCUGUCCUAAGAUGCUCACUUUAUUUCAGCACAUCUUUUAUUCAUUGCUGUCCUAAGAUGCUCACUUUAUUUCAGCACAUCUUUUAUUCAUUGCUGUCCUAAGAUGCUCACUUUAUUUCAGCACAUCUUUUAUUCAUUGCUGUCCUAAGAUGCUCACUUUAUUUCAGCACAUCUUUUAUUCAUUGCUGUCCUAAGAUGCUCACUUUAUUUCAGCACAUCUUUUAUUCAUUGCUGUCCUAAGAUGCUCACUUUAUUUCAGCACAUCUUUUAUUCAUUGCUGUCCUAAGAUGCUCACUUUAUUUCAGCACAUCUUUUAUUCAUUGCUGUCCUAAGAUGCUCACUUUAUUUCAGCACAUCUUUUAUUCAUUGCUGUCCUAAGAUGCUCACUUUAUUUCAGCACAUCUUUUAUUCAUUGCUGUCCUAAGAUGCUCACUUUAUUUCAGCACAUCUUUUAUUCAUUGCUGUCCUAAGAUGCUCACUUUAUUUCAGCACAUCUUUUAUUCAUUGCUGUCCUAAGAUGCUCACUUUAUUUCAGCACAUCUUUUAUUCAUAGCUGUCCUAAGAUACUCACUUUAUUUCAGCACAUCUUUUAUUCAUUGCUGUCCUAAGAUGCUCACUUUAUUUCAGCACAUCUUUUAUUCAUUGCUGUCAUAAGAUGCUCACUUUUUUUCAGCUGAAUGUUUAUGAUUCUCAUGGUUCUGAUUUUUUUUUCUCUUUCAGACAGAACUAGAAGAGUGUACAGAAAUCCUGUCUCAGAUGGUCAAUAGACUCUACCUGCGCACACCCCGACGUAAGAUCAUUGAACAGGCCAACAUCACCCAACGUAAGAGACUUGAGUUCAUCAUGGCAAUAUCCAAGGGACUUGUUCCACCCGAGACUCCCCCGUCAGCCCGCAGAGGGAAGAAGAAACGGAAGAUGAGUGGAGUUGGACCGGAGGAUGUAAGCAUGGAAUCCCUUCCCUUGUUGAAUUAUUUUAUUUUGUGGGGGGCUGGUGGGGUGGGAUCAUGGGGUCAAGUCUUUUCUAUGUGAAGUUGGAGCCAUACAAAAAUAUUAUCAGAAACUGCUAUGUACCUCUCUGUAGUGCUCUGGUGUUAAUAUAUCAUAAAAAGACUUGUGUAUAAUCAAAUGUGGUGACUGGCACACCACAGGCAAUACAAAGCAAUGAGAUCUUUAACAGCUAGCUAACUGGCUCACCACAGGCAGUACAAAACAAUGACCACUUUAGCUGCCAACCAACUGGGUCACCACAGGCAAUACAAAGCAAUGAGAUCUUUAACAGCUAGCUAACUGGCUCACCACAGGCAGUACAAAACAAUGACCACUUUAACUGCCAGCCAACUGGGUCACCACAGGCAAUACAAAGCAAUGAGAUCUUUAACAGCUAGCUAACUGGCUCACCACAGGCAGUGCAAAACAAUGACCACUUUAGCUGCCAGCCAACUGGGUCACCACAGGCAAUACAAAACAAUUACCACUUUAGCUCCCAGCCAACUUGAGCAGAAAAAUAUUAACAAUGUAUUAUAUUCAUUACUUUAUGAGGCGGCAGAAACAAGCUUAUGACUGUUAUAUUUUGAUAUGGGAAGAUUCCCCUCUGCUUGGUUGCAGGAAGAUUUGCACAGAGCCAUUGUUGCAUCCAUACAAGAAGUUAAUCCAGCCAAUCCAUGGAUCAAGGAUGCAUCAGGU
This is a messenger RNA of Lymnaea stagnalis (great pond snail), 17740 nucleotides long. The record is from the annotation of a GenBank genome assembly. NCBI's taxonomy places the organism in Eukaryota, Metazoa, Mollusca, Gastropoda, Lymnaeidae.